AUGCGGCAGCAAGACGUACUUGCGCUCGCAUGUCUCCUCCCUUUUACCUCCGCUGUGGCCCUCGUCGACUUCACACCUCGUAACACGAAUCUACCUGAAAGAUGCGAUCGCGUAUACAACCAACAGGUCCCCGGCUGCGUGAAUGCCGACUUCAUUGGCAUGGGCACUACCAACAAGGCGAAAUGCUCACAGGCAUGUGUGGAUGGUCUGGUAGUAAUACAAACGGCGGUGCAGAAAGCAUGCGGUGGCCUCGCUCUCGACGCGCAAAGUCUGAUCGGACGCUUUCUCAAAGGCGAUGUAAUCACCGAACUAUGUCCAAACUUCGCAGUCACCACGAUUCUGCCGCCGGCGCCGCCAAACAGUGAACCAACGCCCAGCUCCGCACCACCAUCAGUAUCUUCAACGGUAGAUAGACCGUCACAGACCUCGACGGCGAUCUCAAGCGCGAAUUCGGCUUCACCUACUGAGACUGAGGCGAGUCCCUCAGCGAUACCAUCGUCAAUACAAUCGGAGACUCCUAUUGCGACAGAUGCAAACCCUCCGCCCGCACCGACCGAAACAACCAUCGUUGCUACUCAGCCAGCUCCAUCCCAGAACGGUGGCCAAGAUGGCUUGCCCCCGCAGCUAUCCAAUCCUGACAGUGGUGGUGGUAGCCCAUUUGAUGUCACAGCCGGUACCGGCGCAGCUUCAUCUCUCACUCUGAAUCACCUUGUUACACUACUCGUUCCUACCGCAGCUGGAGUCAUAUUGCUGGCAUACAUAUAA
This is a messenger RNA of Pseudovirgaria hyperparasitica, 765 nucleotides long. RefSeq lists its product as uncharacterized. Bases 1 to 765 code for a protein of 254 amino acids. The transcript has a single exon. NCBI's taxonomy places the organism in Eukaryota, Fungi, Ascomycota, Dothideomycetes, Acrospermales, Acrospermaceae. The record is from RefSeq and is a predicted model, not a curated record.